AUGACAGAGGACAACUACUCCCUGACCACUGAAUUUGUCCUCAUAGGAUUUGCAGAUCAUCCAGACCUGAAAACCCUGCUGUUUGUGGUCUUCUCUGCCAUCUAUUUGAUCACCAUGGUGGGGAAUCUUGGUUUGGUAGCCUUGAUUUACAAGGAACAUCAUCUUCACACACCAAUGUACAUCUUUCUGGGAAACCUGGCUCUGAUGGAUGCCUGCUGUUCCUGUGCCAUCACUCCCAAGAUGUUAGAAAACUUCUUUUCUGAGGACAGAACAAUUUCCCUCUAUGAAUGCAUGGUACAAUUUUAUUUUCUCUGUCUUGCUGAAACUACAGACUGCUUUCUUCUGGCAGCAAUGGCCUAUGACCGCUAUGUGGCCAUAUGCAUCCCACUGCAGUACCACACCAUGAUGUCCAAGAAAUUCUGCAUUCAGAUGACCACAGGAGCCUAUGUAGCUGGAAACCUGCAUCCCCUGAUUGAAGUAGGGCUAUUAUUAAGGUUAACUUUCUGUGGGUCUCAUCAAAUCAAUCACUUUUUCUGUGAUGUACUUCCAUUAUAUAGACUCUCCUGUGUUGACCCUUAUAUUAAUGAAUUGAUAUUACUAAUCUUGGCAGGAUCAAUUCAAGUCUUUACAAUUACUAUAGUCUUGAUAUCAUAUUUCUAUAUCCUUUUCACCAUAUUCACUAUGAAAUCUAAAGAGGGAAGAGGUAAAGCCUUAUCUACCUGUGCCUCCCACUUUCUCUCUGUGUCAAUAUUCUAUGGAUCUCUUCUCUUCAUGUAUGCUCAACCAAGUUCAGUGAAUGAAGGGGAUAAAGAUAUCCCUGUUGCUAUUUUUUAUACAGUAAUAAUUCCAUUAUUAAAUCCUUUCAUUUAUAGUUUAAGAAAUAAGGAAGUAAUAAAUGUUGUGAAAAGAUUAAUGAUGAAUAGAAAAUUUUGUAACAUUCUUAACCAAGUAUCAUCUCCUUUGGAAAAGUAA
Castor canadensis (American beaver) is the source of this 972-nucleotide messenger RNA. RefSeq names its product olfactory receptor 5K3-like. Gene Ontology annotation, biological process: G protein-coupled receptor signaling pathway. The record is from RefSeq and is a predicted model, not a curated record. Lineage: Eukaryota; Metazoa; Chordata; Mammalia; Rodentia; Castoridae. Gene Ontology annotation, molecular function: olfactory receptor activity; G protein-coupled receptor activity. Gene Ontology annotation, cellular component: membrane.